AUGAAUCCCGCUGACGCUGACUGUGGGCCACCACGCGCUCAGAGUUCUGGAUUGUCCGGUGGCCUUGAGGGUCGAAGACGAAUUCCUUUAAAGCUCAUUUCUAAGCAGGUGAAUAAAAGCACUGUGUCUCAUAUUCCUAGGACUAUGAGUGGGUCGCCUGCUGGUGAGAAAGAAUUUGAACGUAAUGGAGGAGGGUGGUAUGAUUGUAAAGGGGGUGAGCUAUUGGGAAGAAAGAAAACAUUUCCUGAAUGCAUUUGGGAGGACUUUAAGAUAAACAUCAUAGGUGCAAAGUUUGAUUUACCAGUUCAUUUCUGUGACAAAUGUGAUUUGCCUAUUAAAAUCUAUGGGCGUAUAAUUCUGUUCAAGUAUGCUUUUUGCUAUGACUGUGCUAAUUUAUAUGAAAGAAAAGGAGAUAAGAUAUGACCAGGCUGUAGUAUUCCUGUGCUGCGAAUUGAGGAGCAUACACGAGGUUCUGUCUUCAUGUGUAGCGCUGGCCAAGAGUGCAGGAAAACUUAUUUGUCUCAGAGAGAGUUAGAAGCUCAUAUCAGCUACCGCCAUAAGACAGCUAAAAAACUUGUUGCUCCACUUAAAAAAGUUCACCCUCGUAUUGCUUCACCAACAACUGAAAUCCCUGAAAUGCUGCUAGACCAGGACCAUAUGAGCCAUAUUCCCCCAGAGUUGCCCAGCAUUAUGCCCCCAUCUCCUGUGCAGCGUGUAUCACACAAGCGCAGUAUCCAGCCACGCGAGGAUCUUUAUGCUCCUCCAGCAGAAUUUGCCACCCCACCUCCUUUGCUCCAUCAGGAAAUCGUUAGUAUUUCAACAAGAGAAUACAGCAAUUUAAUAAUCACCCCUAUUCAGGCUGACUCAACUUCUGAUGCCAAAGAACUAUCACCUCCUGCCCCAGCACCGGCUCACCAUCAUCCUGAAUAUCAAAGUCAACCAGUGGUAUUGCCCCCUUAUAUUAUGCCUCCAGAGGAACAUGCACUACCCCCAUCUACUCCACCACCAGUAAGCCAUCCAGUGUCAUAUUCUCUCCCGGAUUCAGGUGCUCCUCAGCUGGUCUGUAGUCAAGUGCCACCUCCACUCAUGACUUCUGGUCCAUCACCAGUAACUUCUUCCCCUGGAUGUAUUAUUGCCCUGGUGCCACCUUAUAUGAAUCCUUCUCCGCCAGGAUCUCCUCUAUCUCAUAAUGGUGGUCCACCUGUAAGUGAAUUCCCUUCUGACCAUCAGAAUCCUAACUCUUUACCCCAGUUCACUGAAGAACAAGAAACUCUGAGCCCUCCGUUUAUACAACGGUAUGGAACAAAUCCUGGUAUGUGACCUCUGUCGAAAGGACUUUCACCUCUUUCACCAGCGCAAGGUCCACCUUCCCCAACCCCACUUUCUGGAUCUCAUUGCUCAGAUCAGACAAGAUAUAGACCAUAUUCACAUUGA
Molecule: messenger RNA, 1434 nt
Organism: Balaenoptera musculus (blue whale)
Lineage: Eukaryota; Metazoa; Chordata; Mammalia; Artiodactyla; Balaenopteridae
Gene: CBLL2
Product: Cbl proto-oncogene like 2
Biological process (GO): regulation of cell adhesion; protein ubiquitination
Molecular function (GO): ubiquitin protein ligase activity
Source: RefSeq, a predicted model, not a curated record